Molecule: messenger RNA, 1617 nt
Organism: Trichosurus vulpecula (common brushtail)
Lineage: Eukaryota; Metazoa; Chordata; Mammalia; Diprotodontia; Phalangeridae
Product: transcription factor E2F6-like
Exons: 7
Coding region: 146-1018 (290 amino acids)
Biological process (GO): regulation of transcription by RNA polymerase II
Cellular component (GO): RNA polymerase II transcription regulator complex
Molecular function (GO): DNA-binding transcription factor activity, RNA polymerase II-specific; RNA polymerase II cis-regulatory region sequence-specific DNA binding; protein dimerization activity
Source: RefSeq, a predicted model, not a curated record
GGGAAGCUGGUGGGAGAGCUGGACAGGCGCCUCGAGAGGGAGCGGGGAGUGGCUCCGGCUUAAGCCGGGCUAGGCUGGGGGGGUGCCCCCCAGAGCCCAGCCGGGAGGAGGGGGACGAUUAGCCGCUCCACUUAGCCUGCGGGGGAUGAUGUCUGGAGUCCUGGAGACCGCAGCCGGGGAUGCGGACGCCGAGGCCCGGCAGAGGAAGCUGGAGUCCAUGAGCCGACUCCCCCGACUACCGGUCCACAUGGACACCCUGCUGCCAUCAAAAAUAAAGAUUAAUUUAGAAGAGAAUGUACAAUACAUGGCCAUGAGAAAAGCACUAAAGGGGUCAAAACCUCGUUAUGAUGUAUCUUUGGUUUAUUUAACUCGUAAAUUUAUGGAGCUUAUCAAAUCUGCUCCUGGUGGAGUUCUUGAUUUAAAUGAAGUUGCAACAACAUUGGGAGUACGGAAACGAAGAGUAUAUGACAUCACCAAUGUAUUAGAUGGAAUCGACCUCAUUCAGAAAAGAUCUAAGAAUCAUAUUCAGUGGAUUGGAUCUGAUCUUGGUGGUAUUGGAUCAAAGAUACCGCAGCAAAAGAAGAUAAGGGAUGAACUUGCUGAUUUAACAGCAAUGGAAAAAGCUUUGGAUGAGUUAAUUAAGGAUUGUGCUCAGCAGCUGUUUGAACUAACAGGUGACAAAGAAAAUGAAAGAUUAGCAUAUGUGACCUAUCAAGACAUCCAUAGUAUUCAAGCUUUCCAUGAACAGAUUGUUAUUGCAGUCAAGGCUCCAGAAGAAACCAAAUUGGAAGUGCCAACUCCUAAAGAAGACUGUAUAACAGUACAUAUAAAGAGCACAAAGGGACCUAUUGAUGUUUAUUUGUGUGAAGUAGAACAAGAUAACGUAACUAACAAAACAUUUGAAGAAAUGAGCACUACUUUAUCUGAAAGUAAGUCUACAGUUCAUCCUGAUCAAGAAGGAAAUCUACAGCAGAGUGAAUCAAAUGAAAAAAAGCACCUGAAUUGUCAUGAGCAUUAAAACUCUGGAAUGAUUUCAGCGCCUUUUGUCAAGUUGGCUUAAUAGUCAAGUCUCUGUGGUGAGACUCGCCUUUUCAGUUUGGACUUUAAAAAAAAAAUCAGCCAUUGAGGACUUCAGUGUCCAGUUUGAUAUUAACAUUAAGGCCAAUAAUUUUAGUUCUCUUGUAAGCAGUUAGAUCAACGUAUUGUGGAAAAUGGCUCAUUUUAUAAACAAUUAUGAAAAUGUAAUUUGGCGUUUACUUAAGUGAAACAAUGACUUUCCGUAUUGAAAAAGGUUUCAUCAAAAUAAUCUUUUAGAGCACAAGUUUGUUACCACUAAAAUAUUUGGACUAACCUAAAAUUGAAGAACACAGUGUAUCAUUAACUUCUUAAUUUACAAUGCAGAAUAUGUACCAAGUGAAAUUAUACUUUACAUCAUGUGAGUACUGUUCACAUUGUGUGCAGUCAGCUGCUUCAAUAAUAAAGAUGUACACAGUAAAAUUAAAUGUGAAUACUUCUGUAUAUAUUUGUAUAAUGUUCAGAUAACUCAUGGAAAAUGUGAAGCAUACAUAAGAUUUUCACCGUGUACAGCAAAAAAUAAAAUGUAAAUAUGAAAAGUAA